This is a messenger RNA of Vigna angularis (adzuki bean), 1149 nucleotides long. RefSeq lists its product as uncharacterized. Bases 1 to 1149 code for a protein of 382 amino acids. The record is from RefSeq and is a predicted model, not a curated record. The transcript has 7 exons. NCBI's taxonomy places the organism in Eukaryota, Viridiplantae, Streptophyta, Magnoliopsida, Fabales, Fabaceae.
AUGUGCUUGUGUUUAGUGAUUAGUCAUAAUGUUGAUGGUAUUCAAGAUACAUUGAAGAAAGAUUUGGAGUUUGAGAGACAUCCAAAACUCAGAGAUAGGUCUCCAUUCAAGACUAUUAAUUCAGAGUUUCAAGAAAUUAUUGAUUGUAUUGACAUUUAUAAACAACCGGCCUUCGACCAUCCUUUACUAAAGAACCAUAAAUUACAGAUGCAACCCAACUUUGAAAAUUUAAUUGAGAAAACAAGUGUGAAUAGUUCACAAAUUGAAUCCAUGUUUGGGAUUCACAGAAAAAAAUGCCCAAAAGGAACUGUUCCUAUCAAGAGAGAGCAAAAGAUGAUCUCACUCAAAAAGGAAUAUUUAGUAAAUAAUAAUAUAUUGGUUAAAGACAUUCCUGGUGUUCAUAUUGCAGAAACAACUGUCAUAUAUGACGAUGUAGUAGGUCCUUAUUAUAAAGUUAGCGCAAUAAAUAGCGUUUAUAAUCCAAAAAUGACAGAGAAAAAUCAACUCUCUUCGUCUCAUGUAUGGGUUGAAAAUGGACCUAUAGAAUCUGUCAACAAAAUAUCUGCUGGAUGGCAUGUGUAUCCUGAAUUAUAUGGUGAUACAAAGACUCAUUUUUAUGCAGCAUGGACGAAAGAUAAUUUCAAGAAGACAGGAUGCCACAACCUUCAAUGUCCAGGUUUUGUUCAGACCGAUAGACAGUAUUCGCUUGGUUUCUCUUUCCCUAAAACAUCUACCUAUGGUGGACCAAUUAUUGAGGGUCUCAUUUCUAUUGCCCAGGAUCCAAAGACAAAAAAUUGGUGGAUAAAUGCAGGAGAGAUAAACAUUGGUUAUUAUCCAGCAGCAUUGUUUUCGAACUUAGGAUCAGCAGCGAUGGUUGGAUGGGGUGGAAGAACACAAGGUAAAGCUAAUGGUCCUAGUCCUCCAAUGGGAUCUGGUUAUUUUCCUGAUGGAAAGGGUAUCCAUUCAGGUUAUUUUAGAUCUCCUAAGAUUAUAGAUAAUUCAGGAGAGGAGUUUACACCUAAUCCUAUUAUAACUAAAACCUCCACUGACAAUAGCGAUUGUUAUCAUAUUGAGUACUAUGGACCACAAGUAGGGUUUCCUGGUGUUAUCCAGUAUGGAGGACCUGGAGGAGCUAAUUGUGGAGAUUAA